GUUUCCUGUCUGAUGCGGAACCGGAGCGGAGGGCUAACCGAGCUGUAUCUGCUGUUAAUAUAAUAAUGAGCGCGCUCCGGUUCAGGAAGAAGAGGUUGAGCUUCCAGCGGGUGACGAAGUCCGCGCUGCACUGCUGCGUCCCGCACUGCAGCCGCUCCUCCCGCUACAACUCCCUCAUCAGCUUCCACCGCUUCCCGGUGGACCCGGAGCUCCGCGCUCGGUGGGUGCAGCAGAUCCGCAGGGACAACUUCACCCCCACCGAUCACACGCGCGUCUGCUGCAGCCACUUCCAGCCCGGGGACUUCGCCGUGACCGCGGCCGGGCUGCGGAGACUCCAGCCCGGCACCGUGCCGCUCCUCUUCGCCUGGAACCAGUACAGCCCACCGGCACCGGGCCGCCCGAGCCCCGAGAGCCCGGACUCGGACCCGACCUCAGAGUCCGACCCGGAGAGCAAGAUGGACACGACGGAGGAGGACUUUCACUCUGAUGACUCCAGCCAGAUGGACGAAUCUGCAGAACUUGAAAUUAAAGAAGAAGACCUGGCAGAACUUGAUAUCAAACAAGAAGCCCUGGGAGAACAGAGGGGGAAUGAAAAAGCCAGGCCCAAAUGGACUCAAGAUGAAGAUGACUCCCUUAUAUCAUUGGUUCAGCAGUUUGGCACACAGAAAUGGGAGUCUGUUGCUGGCUGCUUACCUAGUCGCACUGAACAGGAGUGUAAGUAUCGCUUCACAAGCGUUCUGGACCCAGCUCUAAUAAAAGGAGCCUGGACCAAAGAAGAAGAUAACAUGCUUAUUGAAUUAGUGACGAGGUUUGGAGAUAAGAAGUGGGCCAAGAUUGCCAGUUAUCUAAAAGGUCGCAGGGGGAAGCAGUGCAGAGAGCGGUGGCACAAUCACCUGGAUCCUUCAGUGAAUAAAAACUCGUGGACUGAAGAUGAGGAUCUCAUCAUCUGCAGUGCCCACAAAAGGCUCGGAACUCGCUGGGCCAAGAUUGCCAGAUUACUUCCUGGCAGAACAGAUAACUCUAUUAAGAAUCGCUGGUAUUCAACCCUAAAGCGUAAACUGGAAACUGGUACGUUGGUGAUGCAGGAUUCGGUUUUGGCCUCUGUGAAUCAGUCUAUUGAAAAGGAUGAAGGUUCUCCUCCUGCAAAACAAGUCAAGCUAAGAAAAUCUACAGGCAGCUCUCCCAAUACGAGUUUCCAGGAGUUCUGCUGUGAUGUUGUUUUGGAGUCAGGUCCAGUGGUGGACGUUGCUAAUUACUUGAAAGAGCCAAGGAGAAAUCCUGAAAGGGCUAAGAGGAAAAGCACUUUUACCAAGCAUAUGCCAAUACCAAAUGAAACCAUCUCUCCAGGUCUCGACACCAACGGCAACUCUCCCACAACUUCAGCUUCCUCCCUCAGCAGCACAAUGCAGUACAGACAGAAGACCGUCACAGACGCAGUUCUGCAAAUGAUCUCUGAGGACAUGCUGCCUAUUAACAUCGUGGAGGGAUCUGGAUUCAGGAGCUUUAUGUCCACGAUUGCUCCACAAUACCCCAAACUUUCGCAGCGUACGGUAGGGCUGAAGCUCUACGAAGAGGUGGAGAAGACGGUCAAGCCACAUCUGAUCAGACAGCUCAGGGACUGCGUCGCUGUGAGCGGCGGUCACGGCACCGUUCACGUAACCGCAGAUAUUUGGGCCAGCGAGUACUCCGACCCCAUACUCAGCGUUCAGCUGCAUUUCCUCGACGACGACUUCAAAGUUCACAGACCCACGGUCGCCUUUCGCCAUUUGAGUGGGAAGAAUUUGAACGCGAUGGUAACGAGAGAGCUGGAGGCCGUUCUUCUAAGCUACGGGCUGUUUCACCACAACAUCGGCUACGUCAUCGCCCACGAGGCCAAGAACACGAUUUCUACGCAUGACCUCUUCUGUGAUUACAAGAUCAUGCACACCGCGCAGAAGAAUGACCCUGAUGAGGACGAGCUGUUGGACUUUCUCGACGAUCAAGCGAUUGUCGACGAUUUCUCUGAAAUCCUGUUGGGCACACACGUGGACUGCAUUACCAGCCUGCUGCACUUAGUCAUCAAGGAUGCUCUGAACGUCUCCAAGUCUGCACAGUACACGCUCUCUCAAGCUCAAGAAGUGGUGGCCUUUUUUCGACGCAGUGCCUACUGGAACGAAGUUCUCGUGAAGGAGUGCAAGCUCUCUUUUGCAAAUCCUCACAACUACAGCAGCUACAAUUGGAACUCCACUUUCGCUAUCAUUCGAAAACUGGCGCAGGAGUUUGCUUGGGGUUCGGUGAUGGCCUUGUUGGCGCAGGCUCGAAAAGAGGCGAACGAGUCCGCGGUUCCACCGCCGUCGGUCCACAUCAAGCGGGAACAGUUGAUUGAGAUCAUCGGCUUGUUGGAACCAUUUGAGGAGGCUAUUCAGGUACUUCAAGCCGAGGGCUCCACCUUCUCCCUGAUCAUUCCUUCGCUCAUCGGGCUUGAUAAAACCCUCGAGAAAAAGGCCACGAGCUACACCCACUUCUGCAAAACCCUUCGCUCAGGCCUCCGCGACUACCUCCAACCUGUAAUCCAGCAGAAAGAUUUCAUACUAGCCACAGUCCUGGACCCGCGGAUUAAGCUGCAGCCCUUCGUUGGUGGCAAAGGCGAAACCGAGUCGACCACGCUCAGCCCCCCUACAAAAUACAUGGCUUGCUCAAUUCUAGAAUCGGCCAUGAGCGAAGCCAACACGUGGAUCCCAGUAGAGCAGGGCAGUGCCAAUCUAAAUCACGACGACGUGGCUGCUGCAGAAGCUGCUAGCGUGGGCAACAUCAAGUCAAAAAAGAUCUUCAGCUUCAUGCAGCCCACCCAAAAAGCUGUGAAGAUCUCAGAGCUGGAUCUCUACAUAUCAGAACCUUUGCUGGACGGAGACUCCUCCAUCCAUACGUAUUGGAGAGAAGCUACACGAUUCCCACAGUUGCAGAGCAUCUGCCACAGGCUCCUGUCUGUGCCAGCUUCUUCUGGAGGGUUCCAACGGCUCUUUCCAAUGGCAGCUUGUAUAGUGAGGGCGCGGAGGAGCAGGCUGCCGCAGCACACCACGGAACGAAUGUUACUUUACAAAGAGUGCCUGGAGUUACGGAGGAGAAGAAGCAGCACCAGCACUGGACUGUGAUUUGGACUUAUGAUUUAAAAUUUGAGUUAUAUAACCUUUGUUUUUCAUUUCUUAAGCUACAUUUUUGUGAAUAGCAGCUCUGUGUAGAAAUGUAUGAAAAUAUGAAUUUGUCUGAUAUUAACCUUUCUUUGACAAAUAUGUGCUUUGGGGCAUUUUAUGCAUGAUUUAAGACCAGGAUGAAUCGAGGGUGAUUUGGGACGUAAGAGUAAAUGGGGCGGUUUGGAUAUAUUUUGGUUUAUUUUGUUAUUUUGAGUUGUUGAGCCUUAACUCAUUGUGAAACCCCACAAUCAACAUCAUCUUUUUCAUUUUAACGUCUUCAUUACAAUAGAAAUGGAUUAUUUGUUUGGCUAUUAUGUUGCAAUAAUGGAUACAAAAACCCUGAAACUGUCCCAAUCACACUUAAUUUACCCUGUAUUGGCAUUAAAACAGGCAUGUGAGAUGUGGCCGUUGCUGAAUGAUUUAUUCUUGUUCAUAGCAGUCUUAUCUUAAUAAGGCUGUUCAACUACAAUACCAUUUGUAUAGUCUUUUUUUUUUCUACUUUUAUAAGGAUAAAUAUCAGGGAUGAGCUCGUAAAAAAAUGACAUUGAAUAAUCAAAUAUUUUCUGAUUGGUUGUUCUCUCGACUUUUGGAUCUUUCUAAGAUUUCUCAGUACUGUUUGUAGAACUUGCCUACUCUUUAAUGGGACCUAUCUCUCCUUUAAGUGUACUUAACAUGCCACGGUUUGCCUUUACCUUGAUACAUUUUACCUGAGCAUCAGUUUUCUUGAAUUCAUAUUUGUUACACAAAAGAAAUAAACUGCUGUGCUUCAGGUGAA
Molecule: messenger RNA, 3945 nt
Organism: Astyanax mexicanus (Mexican tetra)
Lineage: Eukaryota; Metazoa; Chordata; Actinopteri; Characiformes; Acestrorhamphidae
Gene: mybl2a
Product: v-myb avian myeloblastosis viral oncogene homolog-like 2a
Exons: 8
Coding region: 66-3131 (1021 amino acids)
Biological process (GO): mitotic cell cycle; positive regulation of transcription by RNA polymerase II
Cellular component (GO): nucleus
Molecular function (GO): RNA polymerase II cis-regulatory region sequence-specific DNA binding; protein dimerization activity; DNA-binding transcription factor activity, RNA polymerase II-specific
Source: RefSeq, a predicted model, not a curated record